AUGGCGGCGGCACGUAUUCAAGUGACAAUUUGUCGACGACCUUUGCUGUUACUUACAUUGAUAAUAAUUGCUAUUUUUGUUUUCCGUGCUUUUCUUAAUGUUCGUUUUGGUGAUGGGUCUAGAAAUAGAUCCGGUGAAAUUAGCAUGCUGACUCUAAACAUUUGGUAUUCAAGCGAAAAGAUGCAAGAAAGGAUGGAAGCAGUGGGAGAGUUAGUUCAAGAUCUCGAUCCAGAUUUCCUUAUAUUUCAAGAAGUUGCUCAACACAAUCUUCUACUUUUGGAGAAGCAAGGCUGGUUUUCUCGAUAUUACUUGAUUCCACCGAAAGCUGACACACUGAAGCGCAUCGAGGUGGGGAAAAGCUGUGCAGUUAUUUUAAGUAGGUAUGUUGUGAACAACUGGCAACAGCACGCGUUUAACAGUUUCGGUAAAUAUCGCCGUGCAUUUGUAGCUGGAGAAUUUGAUGAUGUCGUCCCAUCGAUCAAAACUAAAUUAGUAGUUGCAGGUACGCACUUGUCACACGAUGUACCAAGAUCAAGGAUUCGAGAAGAACAGUUAAAAGAAGCUCUUCAAAUCCUCAACCCUUACAAAAAUGUUUGCUUCAUGGGUGAUUUGAACAUUUUGGAUGAAGUUGAUGGGGAGGUUGUGCUACCGUCGCCAUGGUUUGACGCUUGGCUUUCUCUCCCUGGAAAUACUCACAGCAGUGGAUACACUUUUGCUCACAACACUUCUCCUUUUGCUUCCGUUAGAAAAAGAAAUGGAACUAGUAAAGGACGUCUUGAUCGCAUUCUUUGCAAAUUUUCAGACUUUGAAGUUAAAGAAAUGAAAGUUGUUGGUAAUAAGCUUACCAAAUCUGGUAUUUUACCCAGUGAUCAUUUUGGAGUAUUUGCUAUCAUCAAGCCAACAACAAGAACUAACAGGCGGAGGAAAGUUUCUCAAACUGAGAGUGAAGAAGUUUACUUUAAGAGACCACUGGGUUUGGGAAAAGUUAUAAAUCCAAAAGACAUGUAGGCUGUCUACCAUUACAUGGGCAAAUCAGUUGGUUUAUGACUUGGGUAAAUGGUAAGCAAAAUUCAGGAGCGGUAAAUUUCUUCCCGGAAUCGCGUUGACCUUUUGUACAAAUCAGUUCCAUUUACUGAAAACUGGCAGCGAAGGCCUGAAAGUGGUAUCAAAGUUGGCUUCAAAGAAAUGGAACACCAGUUUCCAUUUGGAACAUUCCGUCCGGAAAAACAGGACUUGCUUUUAAGAAGUUCAGUUGCUCUUGGAGAUUUUCCGCUGGAACGACUCAAAAAGUUGUGUUACAUUUACUACAACUUCCAACCGAAUUUUCAGGAAACGUUUUGUAAGUGGUAAACAACUGAGGUUACAACCCUUGAGUAGGAGGUUACAGUACUUCCAUAUUGGUGCUACCAAGAGUUUGUGCGAUUUUCUUCAUCCAGAAAUAGCUGCUGGAAUUCUUCAGUGGCAUCUAUCCCAGAAAAUACCUGAGAGAGACCACCCUCAAAAUUUCCAAAGCAUUCAAACUUUUUCCCAUCCCUCUCACUUGCAUGUCUAG
Porites lobata is the source of this 1552-nucleotide messenger RNA. The record is from the annotation of a GenBank genome assembly. NCBI's taxonomy places the organism in Eukaryota, Metazoa, Cnidaria, Anthozoa, Scleractinia, Poritidae.